CUGGUUGGGCAGCAUGCCAGAGCUGCAUGAACCUACCAUGUUAACUAACUGACACGGUUUGGAAAACUCAAGCUCUCUGCCCAUUCAGCAAGGAAUAUUAUAGUAUUGUAAUGAAAUAUUGCUUGUGAAAUGGGUAGAACUAUCAUUUGUGAAAUGGGCUUUCUAUUAGGCCUAUUUGAUUAUUUGUGGAAUAUGCUCAUUUUUUUACCCUCCUUAACCAUGAGUCACCUCCAUCACACCUGUUGUGGAAGUGAAAAGGUAAUUAUUUUGCAGGUAGGCCACUAGAAAGGCUUAUUUGCGCACUUGUGAAGAGAAGACAAAAGAGAAGGGCUUUUUUGGAGUAGCCUAGGUCUACCACAAACCAGCAUGCUUACUUUGAAACCAGUGUGUUAGAUGCCUCAUGUUGAUGUCAACUGGACCAAUUAGAACUUGCUGGGAAACUGCUGGGAAUUCGAGGGAGUCUUUCGGCUACAAUCUCCUUAGCUAUACGCAGGCUACAGAGACUGCCUGUGCACAGGGACAGUGCAAACCAUUUAAGCUCACCUGUCACAGGAUUUUCCUGCCUAACAUGUUAGUAUCCAUUCCCCGCUGCCUAUCUAACCCAACUUACAGGUCUGUCUGCAUUACUGUCACAGCAAGCUGCUUCUGAUAGAAUGCAUUUUGAUGGCUAAGUCAUAAUGGAAGGUUAUCCUGAUGCUUUACUUGUGUUGUUUCUGAAACAAUAGGUGGAGAGAUGAAUGACAGUGAGACAUGUUUUGCUCUCUGAAUGAGUAAAGUUUGUCACAGAGGUGGAUUUGUGUUAUGUCAUAAGUAACCCUCUCUGGUUUCGUGAUGAAUUGGUCUAAUAAUCAGUCAUGGAAAACUCGAUGAAGGUCAGGCCCACAGUGGAUAGGAUUUUGUUUGCUAUGAUGAACAGGUUGAUUGCUUUGGCCUUGCGUGCUUUUCGCAGUUGUGGCAACAGGGAACGCCUCCAGUGCUGUGCGGUAGUGCUGUCAUGAUCACAUCACAGGGUUCCACUGCUCCACCACCUCUGCUGUUUUUGCAUUUUGUUAGAAUGUAAAAAAAAGCGUCGUCUUUAGCCUACACAACGAAAUGCCCAAUUUAAGCAAGACUGCUGAGAGGUCCCAGGCUACUGAGAGAAAAGGCCCCCCUGCAGAGGACACGACGAGUGGCAGUGGCGCACCAGACAGCCCUGACAGGGUGGCCAGGGUGAUGUUUCCCGAGGACCGGAACGAGCUGCCACCUCCGACCAUCCAGACCUACAGCUCCAACAAGGCACAGAUGCUGUCCAUGCCCCAGUUCGGUCUCCGUGACAACCUCAUCCGCUGCGAGCUCCAGAAGAGCGAGGCCUCCUACACCAACCUGCACAACUUCAGCUUCUUUUUGGGAACUUAUAAUGUGAAUGGUCAGACCCCCAAGGAGAGGUUAGGACCAUGGCUGUCCUCAACACCUGACCCCCCAGAUGUUUACUUUGUCGGUUUCCAGGAGCUGGACCUGAGCAAGGAGGCCUUUAUCUUCAACGACACGCCAAAGGAAUCGGAGUGGAUCAACGCUGUCAUUGAGGGACUCCACUCGGAUGCCAAGUACGCCUUUGUGAAGCACGUGCGUCUGGUGGGCAUCAUGCUGUUGUGCUUCGUCAAGACGGAGCACGCCGAGCACAUCCAGGAGGUGGAGGCUGAGACCGUGGGCACUGGCAUUAUGGGAAGGAUGGGCAACAAAGGGGGUGUGGCCAUCCGUUUCCGCUUCCACAACUCGGACAUCUGCGUGGUGAACUCCCACCUGGCGGCGCACAUUGAGGAGUACGAGCGGCGUAACCAGGACUACCGAGAGAUCUGCUCACGCAUGCAGUUCCACCAGCAGGACCCGGACCUGCCCCCGCUCACCAUACUCAAGCACAGUAUUGUUCUUUGGCUGGGAGAUCUGAACUACAGGAUCAGCAACCUCGAGGUGGAGCAGGUGAAGGACUUAAUAUCCAAGAAGGACUUUGAAACGCUGCAAGGAUAUGACCAGCUGAAGAGGCAGGUGGAUCAGGAGGCGGUGUUUGUGGGCUUCACGGAGGGAGACAUUGAUUUCCAGCCCACGUAUAAAUAUGACACCGGCUCCAGCCAGUGGGACUCCAGUGAGAAGUGCCGUGUGCCGGCCUGGUGCGACCGCAUCCUGUGGCGGGGGCAGAACAUCCGGCAGCUGCACUACGCCAGCCACAUGGCCCUCAAGACCAGCGACCACAAGCCCGUCAGCUCCCUGCUGGACAUCGGGGUCAAGGUGGUGGACGAGGAGAAGCAGAAACGCGUAUUCGAGGACAUUGUGAGGAACAUAGACAGAUGGGAGAAUGAGUGCAUUCCCUCUGUGUCCUUGUCGCAAACAGAGUUUCACUUCAAAGAUGUGAAGUUCAUGCAGCACCGCGUCGAAAAGCUGACCAUCCACAACGACGGCCAGGUGCCGUGCCAGUUCGAGUUCAUCCAGAAGCUGGACGAGCCGGCCUACUGCAAGGCCUGGCUGACCGCCAACCCCCACAAGGGCUUCCUGGCACAGGGGGCGAGUGUGGAGGUGGAGCUGGAGGUGUUUGUGAACCGCUUCACGGCGCCGGAGCUGAACUGCGGCCGGCAGCAGCUGGAGGACAUCCUGGUGCUGCACCUGGAGCGGGGCAAGGACUACUUCAUCUCCGUCAUGGGCAACUACCUGCCCAGCUGCUUCGGCACCUCCAUACGCACCCUCUGCCACCUGCGCGAGCCCAUACAGGCCAUGCCCAUCGACACCAUUCAGAAACUGACAUCGUUGUCAGCAGGGGAAGAGUUGUCCAGUAGUCCUGUGGUCGAGCCGCCCAGGGACACUCCCAAGGAGAUCUGCAUGAUGGUGCAGCACCUCUACCGCAACGCCAGCAAGCAGGAGGAUCUGUUCCAGCAUCCAGGCCUCCGCAACGAGUUUGAGGAGAUCCGGGAUUGCCUGGACACAGGGGAGCCAGACUCCAUCCCUGGAAGUAACCACUCUGUGGCGGAGGCCUUGCUCCUCUUCCUCGAUGCCCUUCCCGAGCCUGUGGUCCCCUACCAUUACUACAAGCAGUGCCUGGACUGCAGCUCCGACUACAGCCAGUGCAAACAGGUGAUUGACACGCUACCUCAGUGCCACAAAAAUGUGUUUAUGUCGUUAACGGAGUUCCUGCGAGGACUGCUGAAGCACUCUGCCUGCAACCGCCUGGAUGUCAACAUCUUAGCCACCAUAUUUGCUGCCUUGAUGCUGAGGUCACCAACGAAGCAAGAUAUCAUCCAAAAGCGGAAAAUACAAGAAUUUUAUCAGCAUUUUUUGACCCAGGAUCUCAAUCUGUAGUGCCCCUAGUUUAUUUCUUUGCCUUUUUUUUUUAGCUGAAUGAAUCGUUAUGCUUUCAUGCAUAUGUUAUACAGUAUGUAAUGUAUAUGUCUCUUGAAUGGACUUGAAUUGUCCAUGAUUUGAAGCUAUGUACUGCAAAAUGAUGUUUUUAGCUGUUGCAAACAGCUUUUAUUUUAUUACAGUGUAGAAAGUGCCUAAUGUAUAUUUACCAGCUAUUUAAUGAUCCGAUGUAUUUGUAUUUUGAUGCCUGUAAAUACAAAACCAACUACACUUUUAUAUUCAUGUAUAAAUAAUUGUGCAUAAUUCUGUCAUGUUGAGAAUUAUUUUUCCCAAUGUGGAAUCACUAAAAAAAAUAUUUUAAGUGAA
Messenger RNA from Engraulis encrasicolus (European anchovy), 3690 nucleotides. It is a transcript of the gene inpp5b, whose product is annotated as inositol polyphosphate-5-phosphatase B. Gene Ontology annotation, molecular function: phosphatidylinositol-4,5-bisphosphate 5-phosphatase activity; inositol-1,4,5-trisphosphate 5-phosphatase activity. The record is from RefSeq and is a predicted model, not a curated record. Lineage: Eukaryota; Metazoa; Chordata; Actinopteri; Clupeiformes; Engraulidae. Bases 1093 to 3324 code for a protein of 743 amino acids. The transcript is spliced from 18 exons. Gene Ontology annotation, cellular component: cytosol; membrane. Gene Ontology annotation, biological process: phosphatidylinositol dephosphorylation; signal transduction.